Asparagus officinalis (garden asparagus) is the source of this 555-nucleotide messenger RNA. RefSeq names its product 3-hydroxy-3-methylglutaryl-coenzyme A reductase 3-like. Gene Ontology annotation, molecular function: hydroxymethylglutaryl-CoA reductase (NADPH) activity. Bases 1 to 555 code for a protein of 184 amino acids. Gene Ontology annotation, biological process: isoprenoid biosynthetic process; coenzyme A metabolic process; sterol biosynthetic process. Gene Ontology annotation, cellular component: peroxisomal membrane; endoplasmic reticulum membrane. The record is from RefSeq and is a predicted model, not a curated record. The transcript has a single exon. Lineage: Eukaryota; Viridiplantae; Streptophyta; Magnoliopsida; Asparagales; Asparagaceae.
AUGCAUUUUCCCUCUUUUUUUCUUCUUGGCCGUAAAUUUCUCCUGAUCGCCGCCACCGCCCGCGGCGAGAAACCCAACGGCGGUAUUUCAAUAAUCCCCGUUGAAGACGAAGAGAUCAUCGAAUCAGUGGUCAUGGGUACGACCCCAUCUUAUUCAUUGGAGUCCAAAUUGGGAGACUACAAACGCACUGCAGGUGUUCGACGCGAGGCCUUAAGGAGAAUCACAGGCAGAAAUCUCAACGAUCUACCUCUUGAUGGGUUCGAUUACGCCUCCAUCCUCAGCCAGUGUUGGGAGAUGCCGGUUGGGUUCGUCGCAUUGCCCGUUGGCAUCGCGAGCCCGCUGGUUUUGGAUGGGAGGACUUACUACGUGUCGAUGGCCACGACCGAAGGGUAUUUGGUUGCGAGCACGAACAGAUGGUGCAAGGCCAUCGGGGAGUCAGGUGGGGCCCAAAGCGUUGUGCUUAGGGACGGGAUGACGAGGGCCCCGAUGGUGAGGUUUAUGCUUAGGGUGCAAGACCAUUGGGGAGUCACGUAUCAUGUUUUAUUGUUUAGUUGA